This is a messenger RNA of Uncinocarpus reesii 1704, 972 nucleotides long. RefSeq lists its product as uncharacterized. Gene Ontology annotation, cellular component: RNA polymerase I complex. The coding region runs from base 1 to 972 and encodes 323 amino acids. Lineage: Eukaryota; Fungi; Ascomycota; Eurotiomycetes; Onygenales; Onygenaceae. The record is from RefSeq and is a predicted model, not a curated record. The transcript is spliced from 5 exons. Gene Ontology annotation, molecular function: protein binding; zinc ion binding; nucleic acid binding. Gene Ontology annotation, biological process: termination of RNA polymerase I transcription; DNA-templated transcription.
AUGGCUCCGCCGCGACAGCGAGGACCAGCAGCAACCAACCUCGACGACUCUAGGUCAGAAGCGUCAAGCGGCCAGCGAGAGCGGCAAUUUGGUGCGUCCAAAGGUCGCAGAGGAGGGAAUACAGCUACCGCGACGAGCAAGGAUGCAAAACCCCCGCAUCCGGCGGUUGUACUCGCAGGCGAGGCUGAACAGACAACGACAGAACACCCUGCAAUCAACUGGUCCACCAUGCCCCUCUCCGUGCUCCAUCAAUACCGCUACGUCCACAACCUCCCGUGCCCCAGCGCCUUCUCCUCACAAAUCAAUUCCAUCCUUCUCUCCCGCGGAAUCGGCCUCCGCUCCCCCACCGCCAUCGCAGCCCGCAACGCCCAACGCGCCGCGAACAGGACCCCGCAAUCUUCGUCGUCUUCCUCUAAAAGAGCCAAGGAGGCGACAUCCGGGACGCAGGACGGCGUGGGUUUGCAUCCCGUUUCCCAGGCGCGAGUGUCCAAGGACCAUCUGGCGUCGGCGGUGAGGAAGCAUUUUAAUAACACGGCGAUAUCGGAGCAGGAUGCUAUCGCGAGAUCUCUGCGCGCUCCGAGCCGAAAAGCUAUGGUUGUCCAAUUCUGUGAAGACUGCGGGAACCUUCUCGACGACAUUCCGGAUGAGCUUUUACGCUAUACAGCAUUGAACUAUACGCAAACGUCUACCUCUGAGAAUUUCCCGUCGAGGCUGAGGAACAAGCUCAAGUCGUACACUCAGGAGGUGACGAGGGAGGCGGUCGGGUCGGGUCCGCAGAUUGAGAUGGAUUGUGUCAAAUGCCCGUCGAGAGAGGUGACCUAUGCCCAGGUGCAGUUGAGGAGUGCGGAUGAAGGGAGUACCAUCUUCUAUACUUGCAUGAAGUGUAAACAUAGGAAAACAACUAAGCAGACGGAUCUCGAUUGCCUUGAUUCUGGCCGUGAUAAAACAAUCUACUGGCUGGAGCCGAGUUGA